Penicillium verhagenii is the source of this 579-nucleotide messenger RNA. RefSeq lists its product as uncharacterized. NCBI's taxonomy places the organism in Eukaryota, Fungi, Ascomycota, Eurotiomycetes, Eurotiales, Aspergillaceae. The transcript has a single exon. The record is from RefSeq and is a predicted model, not a curated record. Bases 1 to 579 code for a protein of 192 amino acids.
AUGUUCGUCCUCGUCCCCCACAAACACCGCGGCUGCGGCAUACUGUCUCUCCUCCGAUCCUAUCUUCGAAAGUCUCAUUUCCGCAAACACCAACAAGAAUGUGAAUACAAAGAAACACCAGCCCAAAGCACCAAGCCACCCACCCAUCCCACCAAAAACGCCCACCCAGAAACCAACGACACGGACUUCAUCGUCCAACAACUAGCCGCUCUAGCAGCAACAGUCAGCCGCGUAUCAACAAACGACGCCAACACCUCCAUCGACUCAAACGGCUGGACCGAAAAAGACCAAGAAGGCGAAUCCUUCGACUAUCUCCGCAGCCUCAUCACAGUCUCAUACCUUGCACCAAACCCACCCGAAACCACAACCACAACCCCAAACCAAUCCCUCCCCGUCUCACCACCCCUCCGUCGCAAGCGAGCCUCCUCACGCCUCAGUCUCCGACUCGACGUCCCCAUUCCAUCUCUCUCCUUUCCCCCGAAGGCCGUCCGCAAACCAAAGGCCUCGCCGCGCUACACUAUCCUCCCACCCGCCUACACCGCAAAGCCAAUCUCCAUUCGCCCGGAGGUCCGCUUCUAG